Vigna angularis (adzuki bean) is the source of this 3524-nucleotide messenger RNA. RefSeq names its product glutamate receptor 3.4. The record is from RefSeq and is a predicted model, not a curated record. The transcript is spliced from 6 exons. Gene Ontology annotation, cellular component: plasma membrane. Bases 362 to 3169 code for a protein of 935 amino acids. NCBI's taxonomy places the organism in Eukaryota, Viridiplantae, Streptophyta, Magnoliopsida, Fabales, Fabaceae. Gene Ontology annotation, molecular function: glutamate-gated receptor activity.
AGUGGCUUAUCUUUUGGAAUUUCUGGGUAUGAUUGGAUUACUGUGAUUUGUGUGGUUCACUCAUGCAUAUUUAGAAUCACCAAAAGUAUGAACAUGGAAUUUUUAUUUUUGAGUGCGGAAUCCUAGUCUUCUAGGUUCAAGCACCCAAGAUAUAGAUAGAAUCUUUGUGUUCAUGGAGCAUGAGCUGUUCUUCCUUGUUGUUCCAACUACGAUGGUGCUUACUUAUAUUUACUUUUUGUGCUGUUCCUGAAAUGGUUUUGGCACAUGGCUGGUGUGCUUAGUUCUCUGAGCAGAAUGGUGGUAUAAACUGAAGAACUGAAGCCGAAAGUUGCUUACUUUGAAGGAAGAUCCUCUUGGAAGCAUGGGUAUGGGGAGAACACUGUUCAUCUUUGUUUUGUGCUUGUGGAUUCCCCUGGAAGUGGUGGGGAGGAAAGAACCUUCUUCACCUACCAGUGUGGAUUCCUCUGUUUCUUCAAGACCGAAGGCUGUGAAAUUUGGAGCCCUAUUCCCUAUGGAUUCUGUCAUUGGAAGAUCUGCUUUACCUGCAAUUUUGGCUGCUGUUAAAGAUGUUAAUUCUAGCACGAGCAUUCUCCCUGGCAUUGACCUGCAAGUCAUUUUGCACAGCACAAAUUGCAGUGCGUUUCUUGCAACAAUGGAAGCUCUGCAAUUGAUGGAGAAUGAUGUGGUUGCUGUUGUUGGUCCACUGUCAUCUGGAACAGCUCAUAUAAUCUCUCAUGUUGUUAAUGAACUCCAUGUACCUCUUCUGUCGUUUGGGGCUACUGACCCCACUCUUUCUUCUCUACAGUACCCAUAUUUUAUCCGCACUACUCAGAACGACUAUUUUCAGAUGUAUGCAGUUUCAGCCUUUAUUAAUUAUCACAGAUGGAGGGAGGUAAUUGCCAUAUAUGUAGAUGAUGACAAUGGCAGGAAUGGAAUUUCUGUAUUGGGUGAUGCACUGUCGAAGAAACGUUCCAAGAUCUCUUACAAGGCUGCUUUUUCUCCUGGGGCCUCAGAAAGUGAUAUCAGUGACUUGUUGAAUGAAGUGAACUUGAUGGAAUCGCGGGUCUAUGUUCUGCAUGUGAAUCCUGAUACUGGUUUAGCAAUUUUCUCCAUUGCCAAGAAGCUCGGAAUGAUGGGCAGUGGCUACGUUUGGAUUGCAACAGAUUGGCUUCCUUCAGUGCUGGAUUCCUCAGAGUCACCUGACCCUGACACAAUGAAUCUCUUACAAGGGAUUGUGGCUUUUCGUCAUCACAUUCCUGACACUGAUCUCAAGAAGAAUCUUCUCUCCACCUUGAAAAGCCAAAGGGCCAAAGAGACUGUAAGCUUCAAUUCUUAUGCAUUUUAUGCUUAUGAUUCUGUUUGGUUAGCAGCUCGUGCUCUUGAUGCUUAUCUCAAUGAAGGGGGAAACGUUUCUUUCUCUAGUGACCCUAAGUUGCAAGACACAAAUGGAAGCAUGUUGCAUUUAGCUUCACUUCGUACAUUUGAUGGUGGUCCACAGUUUCUCCAGACAAUUUUGGGAAUGAACUUCACUGGUGUGAGUGGUCAAAUUGAGUUUGAUAUGGACAAGAAUCUAGUUCAUCCAGCAUAUGAAAUUCUCAAUAUUGGUGGUAGUGGAUCCCGUAGAAUUGGUUACUGGUCUAAUCAUUCUGGUCUGACAGUUCUAGCUCCUGAAACUUUAUAUCUGAAAAAAUCAUCAAACACACCUUUACUGAGAAAUCAACAACUUUACAGUGUGAUAUGGCCUGGAGAGAUUACAACUACACCAAGAGGGUGGGUGUUUCCCAACAAUGGACAACCACUUAGGAUAGCAGUUCCUAACAGAGUGAGCUACAAGGACUUUGUUUCUAAGGACAACAACCCGCCAGGGGUACAAGGCUAUUGCAUUGACGUUUUUGAAGCAGCCUUGAAAUUGUUGCCUUACCCCGUCCCACGAAAAUACAUGUUAUUUGGAAAUGGUGUAAGGAAUCCUAGCUACAACGAGCUUGUGGAACAAGUUGCACAAAAUAACUUUGAUGCAGCUGUUGGAGAUGUUACAAUUGUCACAAAUAGGACAAGGAUAGUGGAUUUUACUCAACCUUUCAUGCCCUCAGGGCUUGUUGUUGUUGUUCCUUUUAAAGAGCAGAAGUCAAGCCCUUGGUCUUUCCUUCAGCCAUUCACUACUGAAAUGUGGUGUGUCACUGGUGCUUUCUUUCUUUUUGUUGGAAGUGUUGUAUGGAUUCUUGAGCACAGGCUCAAUCCUGAGUUCCGGGGCUCACCGAGGAAACAACUUAUAACAGUGUUUUGGUUUAGUUUCUCAACCAUGUUUUUCUCACACAGGGAGAACACUGUGAGUGGACUUGGACGAUUGGUGCUAAUCAUAUGGCUCUUUGUGGUGUUGAUCAUAAAUUCAAGCUACACAGCUAGCUUGACCUCUAUCCUCACUGUGCGGCAACUGUCAUCUCAAAUUGAAGGAAUUGAUAGCUUGAUCUCAAGUACACUACCGAUUGGAAUUCAAGAUGGUUCAUUUGCACGCAAGUAUCUUGUAGAUGACCUCAAUAUAGCUGAAUCUAGAAUAGUUACGCUGAAAAACAUGGAGGAUUAUAUUGAUGCCCUUCAGCGAGGACCUCAAGCUGGAGGAGUUGUGGCAGUUGUUGACGAGCUUCCUUACAUUGAGCUCUUGAUGUCCAGCAGUCAGUGUAAAUUCAGAACUGUUGGCCGGGAGUUCACUAAGAGUGGCUGGGGAUUUGCAUUCCAGAGGGACUCUCCCCUUGCUGUUGACUUGUCAACCGCCAUUCUUCAACUCUCUGAGAGUGGUGACCUGCAAAGGAUUCAUGACAAAUGGCUUAACAAAAAGGAGUGCACAACCGUAGAUGUUGAUUCAAACAAACUAGCUCUGACAAGCUUCUGGGGCCUCUUUCUUAUAUGUGGCAUUGCAUGUUUCAUUACCCUCAUAAUUUUCUUUGCCAGAAUCUUCUGUCAAUAUAACAAAUUCAGCCCAGAAUCUGAGAAAACUGAUGAGGAACUCCAACCAGUGAGGAGGUCUAGACGUCCAAGCAGAACUCCUAGCCUGAAGAAGUUGAUGGUAUUUGUAGAUAAAAGGGAAGCAGAAGUCAAAGAGAUACUUAGGGAAAACAAGAAAAGGAGACACAGCCAAAGCUUGGAUGAUCCUUCUGUUUCAUCAGCCAUCUAGUUAACCUACCCUCUCUCAUUUUGCUUUGUUUAUCUUUUUGAUUUUUUCUCUUUUAGGCUACCUAGUCAUAUAGCGUUGGCACAAAUUAGUCUACACCACUGAAGGUAAAUCCUUCCUUCCUAGCUAGGAAAUUGCGACAGCAAGACUGUCACCACCACAACAUUGUUUAAAGAAAGAACAAAAAUCAUGCUUUAGUUUGUUGUACCUUUGUUUAGAAAAAGCUUGUGAAGAAAAGGAAUACCCUGACACAAUUCUCAUCAUAGAACAUGCUUUCAUUUUCCAAGCUUUUGGUGGUCCUAUUAAAAGUGAGUUUGUUUAUAAGCAAAAUCCAGCAAGGGCUUCAAGAGUUCAUUCA